UGGUUGAUCUAAUUUGUUCAAGUGAUCGUACAAAGGUACAAACAGCAUGCCGAUGUAAUCCAGCACUUGUUAGUCCGGAAAUGCGGGUCAUUCUUGUCGUUGUCGCGUGCAUUGGUGUUUACAUGAUAUCCCUCGUUGUGAUUGGCCCGGACGCGACGGACCUGAAUGACACGACCGCACUCAUCAAUCUUUCCAAUCCACUGCUGCCUAAUUGGCGGAAUCCGUUGUGCGCACUGCAUCUGACCCGGGGUCAGCCGUGUCAGCACUGUUCCAUGGACAAUCUGCACCGGAAUUUCGACAACCAGUUGACGGAAACGCUGAGCAACAAAUCCAUCGCGCUGGUCGGUGAUUCACGCAUUCGCUACAUGUUCGCUUACAUGCGCAGUAUGCUGGACGGACGGCAGGUUAUACUAAAGAAAUCCAGGGAGAACUUCAAUGACACGCUGCACCGGGAUGCACAGCGUAAUAUCCAACUGGCCUACUACAUACGGCGCUACCCAGAUGAGGCGAUGCGUGCACUGCUGCACGAAUGGCGCAACGCAACCGACGCCAACCGCAUACCGCAUUACGUCAUCAUGGAAACCGGUGCGUGGACCGUGUAUUUUCGCGGCGACGCAUUCGUUUCGGAGUUCCGUCGAAAUCUGACCGUUGUAGCUAAGGAUUGCAGCGCCCUGCGCAACCGCACCACAAUCAUCUGGAUACGCACACUGCCGAUGCACGAUGAACGGCUGCGCGUGGACCCCAAAUGGACGCACCGGCGCAACGGUGUGGCGCUGACGGAGCAGCUGGGUUUGCUCGUGGCGGAGGUGGCCCGGGAAGCCGGGAUCGUGCUGUGGGACGCCGUGUAUGCCGACUCCAGGGAGCACAUCCAACUGUACGACGACAUCCUACACCCCGGCCUCGCUCUGCGACGCAAGGCGGCUUGCCAGCUGUUGUAUGCCCUGGACCCGCGCCACUGCCAGUGUUCCUCUUUUGCUCCGUUGGCGUUUUGA
This is a messenger RNA of Paramacrobiotus metropolitanus, 992 nucleotides long. RefSeq lists its product as uncharacterized. NCBI's taxonomy places the organism in Eukaryota, Metazoa, Tardigrada, Eutardigrada, Parachela, Macrobiotidae. The coding region runs from base 81 to 992 and encodes 303 amino acids. The transcript is spliced from 8 exons. The record is from RefSeq and is a predicted model, not a curated record.